AUGGCCACCGAUACCUCUAGCUAUAAGCUUAACCACACGAUGAUGCGGGUCAAGGACCCUAAGCGAUCAUUAGAAUUCUAUCAGUUCCUGGGCCUCAGUUUGGUCAACAAGCUGGACUUCCCUGAGUGGAAAUUCUGCAACUAUUUUCUCGCAUACAACGGCCCUGCUUCGCUCCAGGGUGGUGACCGCCACUGGACUGAUCGCAAUGCUGUGCUCGAGCUCACCCACAAUUAUGGCACGGAGGACGACCCCAAUUACAGCGUUGUCAACGGCAACACCGAACCCUACCGCGGAUUCGGACACAUCGCCAUCUCGGUCGACAAUAUCGAGGCGGCCUGCAAGCGCAUCGAGGAUGCGGGCUAUCCCUUCCAAAAGAAACUGACCGAGGGUCGCAUGCGACACAUUGCCUUUGCCAAGGAUCCCGAUGGGUACUGGGUUGAAAUCAUUCGUCGUGCCGACGAGGAUCUGUCGACCACCACCGACCCGGGGUCCUAUCGCCUGAACCACACCAUGCUGCGCGUCAAGGACGCCGAGGCCAGUUUGAAAUUUUAUCAGGAAUCCAUGGGCAUGACCCUGGUGCGCACCAUUGAGAACCCGGAUAACAAGUUUAACCUGUACUUUCUGGGAUAUCCCGCUUCAAACCCCAAGAUCCAGGAAGGCGCGAAGAAUGGCGUGGCAGAAUGGGAAGGGCUGCUGGAGCUGACCUGGAAUUACGGCACGGAGAAGGAGGAGGGUCCAGUCUAUCACAACGGUAACACUGAGCCGCAAGGAUUCGGACAUAUCUGCAUUUCGGUGGAUAACCUCCAGGCGGCCUGCGACCGCUUCGACUCCCUCAAGGUCAACUUCAAGAAGCGCCUUACUGACGGCCGAAUGAACUACCUGGCUUUCGUCUUGGAUCCCGAUGGAUACUGGAUCGAGGUGGUGCAGAAUGAGGCCCUCAAGCGCAUUUCCAACGUUUAA
Molecule: messenger RNA, 960 nt
Organism: Penicillium macrosclerotiorum
Lineage: Eukaryota; Fungi; Ascomycota; Eurotiomycetes; Eurotiales; Aspergillaceae
Product: lactoylglutathione lyase GLO1
Exons: 3
Coding region: 1-960 (319 amino acids)
Molecular function (GO): lactoylglutathione lyase activity; metal ion binding
Source: RefSeq, a predicted model, not a curated record